AUGGCGCUUUGUGGCGCCUCUGGAACCUUUUUUCAUAGUGGCGCCCUGUACCGUCCCAGUGGCGCGAGUGUGAUGGGUACGCCAUAUGGACGCAGCGACAUCAGCCUAUUCCCCCGGCUCUCACUUCCGCAGGUGAUUGAGAUGAAAUAUUAG
This is a messenger RNA of Puccinia triticina, 153 nucleotides long. RefSeq lists its product as uncharacterized. NCBI's taxonomy places the organism in Eukaryota, Fungi, Basidiomycota, Pucciniomycetes, Pucciniales, Pucciniaceae. The coding region runs from base 1 to 153 and encodes 50 amino acids. The record is from RefSeq and is a predicted model, not a curated record. The transcript has 2 exons.